This is a messenger RNA of Olea europaea var. sylvestris, 623 nucleotides long. RefSeq lists its product as uncharacterized. Lineage: Eukaryota; Viridiplantae; Streptophyta; Magnoliopsida; Lamiales; Oleaceae. The record is from RefSeq and is a predicted model, not a curated record. The transcript is spliced from 2 exons. The coding region runs from base 108 to 362 and encodes 84 amino acids.
UCAACUAAAAGUCUAAAACCCCCCACGAAAAUUACAGAACGAGGGUUUAAGUUUAAGAAGAGCGAGGAGCAGAAACUGAAAUUCGCGAAAAGGAAAAAAAUUAAAAAAUGAGCAGUGAUUCCAAAAAAAGUGGAUCUGGUGGAUCAGGAGGAGGGGGAUUCAAGGCUAAAUUGGAACACUAUUUAUAUAGUGGAGAAAAGAAGCAUGUCAUUGGAGGUAUCGCCGUAAUUGCUAUCAUUUUUGGUGUCCCUUGGUACCUCAUGAAUCGAGGAGCAAAACAUCAAUCGCAUCAAGAUUACAUGGAAAAAGCUGAUAAAGCAAGGAACGAAAGACUCUCCGCUGGUUCAUCCAUAUCUAAAUGAGGAAUAAUUGUCUUGCUUCAACGACAAUCUUAUGGCCUUCCAGAAAUCUGGGUUUUGGUUUUUCAUCUUCUCAUAAUAUAGAAAAUCUGUUCUUAUAAAGUGAAAUACGUUUAAAGUCAUUAUUAUGGGUGAUAAUAGUGACGACCUUCUAAUGCUUAUUGCAGUGUAGGAAUAUAUUUUCCAUAGACAUCAAUUUGCUAACAGUUCUGUUUCUGGGUUAAAUUAUAUAGAUAUUCUUGUGCCAGUCACACUGUGGUUGCA